Gadus macrocephalus (Pacific cod) is the source of this 9218-nucleotide messenger RNA. It is a transcript of the gene rp1l1a, whose product is annotated as rp1 like 1a. Bases 1 to 8130 code for a protein of 2709 amino acids. The record is from RefSeq and is a predicted model, not a curated record. The transcript has 7 exons. Gene Ontology annotation, biological process: retina development in camera-type eye; intracellular signal transduction; axoneme assembly. NCBI's taxonomy places the organism in Eukaryota, Metazoa, Chordata, Actinopteri, Gadiformes, Gadidae. Gene Ontology annotation, cellular component: axoneme.
AUGCGGGUCCCACUCCCGUUCGGUGUCCGCACGGUGACCACGCCGCGGGGCACGCACGGCAUCCACCGCCUGGACCAACUGCAGGACGGCGCCUGUUACCUCUGCUCCGAUCACCGCCGCGCCAAACCCGUGGACAUGGGGCUGGUGGGCCGACGCCCGGCGGUCUGGCACCCCCACCACCACCACCGCCACACCCCCCAGGCCCAAAGACCCGACGGCGGGGCCCCUGCGGGGCCCGGCGCCCCCUCCCGGCAGAGGCGGGUGCUGCUGGUGAAGAACAGCGAGCCGGGGCGGAGGCGCAGCAUGGUGCUGGGCCGCCGCUCGGCCCGCAGCCUCCGGGCCUUCCUGGAGGAGGCGUCGGACACCCUGCAGUUCCACGUGCGCCGGCUGUACACGGCCGAGGGCCGCAAGAUCGACAGUGUACAGAGCCUGAUGACGUGCCCUGGCCUCCUGGUGUGUGUGGGCCGGGAGCCCUUCAGCCCGCUGCUGGUGGACUUCCUCAGGAAGAGCUCUGAGGAAAGACUACCAGGCCUGGGCUUGAGGUCCCCCGCCCUGGGCCCCAGGACCCCAGGGCACGGGGCCCGAUCCCCGGCCACGCAGGGAGUCCGCUCGCCUCUCCAUGGAGCUCGCUCUAGAGGCAGCGAGUACAGUGAGGGCCGGGACAGCAGGAAGAACGUCAACUUUGGCCUGGAGACUAAGAAGAGCAUCAUCCACCCCCGGUCGGACUCCUCCACCCGCUCCACACGCUUCUCCCUGUCCUCAGAGAAGUCCUACACCAACGGACUCACUUCCUGCCCCCACUCCCACCCCCGGCCGGCCAUCAUGAACGACGACAUCGAGAAGCGUGUCAUGGUCAACAAGGACGGCAGCCUAUCGGUGGAGAUGAAAGUGCGCUUCCGCCUCCAUACCGAGGACACCCUGCAGUGGUCGACGCAGAUUAAGAAGUCUCCCUCCCUGACCAACGACUGCUGUGCGUCCAGGGAGGGUCCUCCCUGCUUCCUGCAGCAGGGCCUCUCCGAGACCUGCUCAAACCCUGACUCCGGCUCAUGUGAUCCAGAGGCCACCAAUAUGUACGCCAACGCUUCCCUCGAGCACCCCCUUGAGGCGAACUGCCCAUGCUGCCACCAGACACGAGAGCAGCUGUACGACCUGUGGGAGAAUCCUGCGCACAGCAACAAGCAUGCUCCCAAACCGCCUAUCGACAGCUCCAGGCCCACCCACGCCAGGGUGCGACAAAUCCACUCAUCAAGCUCCUCCUCCUCCUGUCACUCUCGCCGGGUGGUUUGCCAGCGAUCGAGGCUCUCCAGCUCCCACGGGGGCUCAGGUCUGGAGCAGGCUCGGGUGGAGGUCCAGGAGGAGCUGUGCGUGAUGGAGGAGGUGUGCACCGUCAGUCGCUGCUGCAGCAGCUCCGGGGCGGCCAGAGGCGAUGCCGGUAGCUCCCAGCCCCACAGCAGCCAGUCCACCAAGGAUGACUGGUGCGACCAAGACGAUUUGGAGCUGACACUCUCGGAUGGUGAUGAUGAUCGUCCACCGUCCUUGGUCAGCAACUCCUCCCACGUUCUGCAGGUGCUGCAGGAGAACCAGGAUGAGGAGGAUGAGGAACUACCACCCAGUGUUUCCCAGUGCUGCCAAUGUGAGCAGUCGCCAACCCCGGCUCCCCUCAUGCUGCAGAAAGGGGAAGACGGCGGCAGCAGAGCCUCGUCCUGUCACUGUGGAGGGGUAACCCCACACUCCUUGGCCCAGGAGGGGGGGAAUGACCGAGCUGUCAGUUCCAUGUCCAAAACAAGCAAGCUGUCUUGCAGGUCCAGCAAGUCCAAGACCCCAUGUCAAAAUGAUACUAAUGAUCGACAGGAAGAUGUGCAGGAUAGCGUUAUGAGUAGCCUGUCCAGCAACAACGGGCUCCCAGGUUACGAUGUCCGAUCCAACCAAUCCAGUGCAUGCUCUCACUGCGGAGGCUCCAUGGGAACAACAACCACGCCCGGCCCACGUCACCCAGACCAAGGUGAAAAUCGUGGGGGCAGCGGAGAUGAGCGGGCUCCCAGCCAGAUGUCGGAGAGCUCUAGGGAAGGUUCUGGGGAAUCUCUCCACUCCAACAAGUCCAACCUCACCCACCACGACUGCACCUCAGUGAUGUCCAAUAUUCCAGAGGAGCGAGGUGAGGGUGCUAUUUCCAAAGCAGCAGACAGUCAAGAGAGGGCGGUGAGUGUUGAGUCCAGCAAAUCUCACAAGUCAGACGUGGAGGACAGAGGAUGUCCUAGUGCCAGGUCUGCCAAGUCAAACAUGUGCAGCCGCUCCUGCAGUUCCCAUAACUCCAUGAAGAAGGCAGACGAAAGCGUUGACAGUGCGUCAUCUGGUCAGUUGCCAACAUCGCAUCAUAAUGGGACAGCAGAAGGAGAGUAUGAGGGCGUUUCAGAAAGAGCAGCGAGUCCCCUAUCUGCUAAAUCUGAAUACUCUGCUAAGUCCAGAAUAUCGCAUGGCUCUCUGACCUCUACAGGUUUUGCUCAGCAGAUUGAUAGCACCCCUCAUGAUGGGGGAAAUGAAGAGGAAGAGGAAAUGGAAACAGUAAGACCCAUCAGCGCCUUGUCUGUCGUGUCGGGCAAAUCAGGUGUUUCGGCAAAGUCAACCAAAUCUCAGUGUAGUCACUGUUCAAAAGUGGCGACUCCAGAUCCAGAAGAGGCUGAAGAUGCAGAAGAGCAGGCAAAUAGAGAGGAGAACGGUGAGCGAGCAGUUAGUGCCCUGUCAACAAGAUCCCAUCUAUCAGUCAAAUCAAGUAAAUCCAUUAUCAGAAGCUCAACCAGAGCUUCUGAUAGGUCACCUUCCCCCAAACCCGGAGAUGUGGAAAAUGAAUCUGAGAGAGCGAGCAGUGCUGUGUCUGCCAAAUCUGUGAAAUCCUUUGCCUCUGUCUCUAACAAGCCUGCAAAAUCAUGCAAGCCUCACAGUAACAACUGUUCAAGGACUCAUACUCCCUGCUCACAGGUAGAAGUUAAAGCAGAAGGAAUGGAAGACGGGGCAGCGGAGGAGAACGGUGCAAGGUCAGAAAGUGUAAUGUCCUCUAAAUCUGCAAAAUCUGCAAAAUCAGCCCAAUCAUCUCAGUUGGAAAGGUCAAUUUGUGCGCAGGCACAAAUUGACGAGGUAGGGGCAGCCGUAACAAACAACUCUAACAGAGCUGCACACAGAGCAGCUAGUGCCAUGUCUGUUAAAUCGGCGACUUCCAUUCGAUCCAGCAAUUUGCUGAAAUCUAACUCUGACGGUGAUACAGACGCAGCCAUCAAAACAGAAUUAGAAACCGAAACAUGCGAUGGGGCCGAGGCAGAAGAAGGCAAUGAUGAGAGGGUUGGCAGUGCGUUGUCUGUUAGAUCAGCCUGUUCUAGCAGGUGUCACAAAUCGAUUUGCGCGAUCCAUUUAACAGCAGAAUCUCCAGCAGGGGUCACAACUGACAAUGUGGCAGACAGGAGCCCUACUGCCGCGUCAGUGACCAGCGGCAAGUCUAACAAAUCACACAAGUCAAGUUCCAGAAUUGUUUUAAAAGCAGCUGUCUUCGCUGAUAUUUUUACAAACAGAGUUGAGAACCCAAAUGAAAAAUGGUUGGAGGAUGAGGACAAACAGCCAGCAGAAAAUGGUCUGAUGCCAGUUGGAGACGAUGAGAUGGUGGGCAAGGCAAUGUCUGCUGUCGGUAGAUUUUCAGAACGGUCAGGCAGGUCAAAAUGUUUAACGUCGAAAUGUAGAAAGUGUGCAAAGGCAAUAACGACCUGUAAUAAAACACCAGAUAUUGUCAAUGUGAAGACACCAGAAGGGGACAACGAAGAAAGUAACAAUCGAUCGGCAAGUGCAAUUUCGGCCACAAAAGAGUCCCUUUGCAAUGCGGCUGCUGACCUUCCAAGUAUUGCAGUGGCAGAUGAUCAGGAAGACCAGAUUGAACAGCGUCCUGCCAGUACUAAAUCAUCUAAAACUGGAUCCACAGCCAAUUGCGGCGAAGGGAGAUCAAACGGCGUCCUUUCUUGGCUCACUAAAUCUGCCAGAAGCCCAUCACCCUUCACGACACCCACCCCCCGAUCCCCCACCAUGUCUGUCCGAUCCAAGGCCUCUACACAGUCAAGGUGCCACUGCGGCGCUGCUUCCAGAACCCAGAAAAGAGAGGAAGAAAAUAACAGAGUAGAGGGUGGGGAGGAAGGUGAAACAAUGGAGGACAAGGAACCCUCAGAGCAGGCGCCCAGCGUUCACUCAACAAACUCCAAAAGACAAAGGAUCAAUUCAGGGGACACUGAGGAACUCCUGAGUCGAGAUUCAUUUGGGUCUGUCUCUCUGGUGUUACCAGAAGAGGAACAGGGAGACUCAGACGGUGGGGAGUCCCACAUCUCCUCUCACACAAAUCCAGCCAACGCCACUAAUGCUGAAAGAAUGGAUGAGUCUGCAGUGAAACACACAGUGGAUUUGGAGGACAUGGCAAACCCUCUGCCCCCCAUUCAAAGUCAACCAGACAUAACGAUUGACACACCUGGACAGAGCGUACACAGUGAGAAGGAUGAAGAGCCAGCAACAGACAUGUCCCCCACUGCUCCUUCGUCCAGGAGCAAUCUUUCUGUGAAAGGCACUAAACCGAAGGAGUCAGAAAGAGUGAAGACACAUCACCUUGAGCCCUCUGUCAAACGCUCUACAUCUGCAAUGUCAGCAGCAAGCGGUAACGCUCGGAGCAAAACCCCCUCCCGAGCGAACGAGGCACACAGUAAGGAUGACAACAAGCCUUGUGUGAUAUCCAGGACUCCUAGCCGUCUCAGAACGAACUCGGCAGCAUCUACUUGCUCCAACGCAAAAGCAAAAGCCACAACCGCAAAAUCCAACCUAAGCUCUUCUACUCCGGGGCAAAAAGGAAGCAAAACAUCUGAUGUCUGCAGCGUGAAAUCAACGAGCAGCGCAAGGUCGAAGGAGGGGUCCUUCCAGCCGACGGCACAGAUGAUGAAAUCCGACGACGACGCCCUCUGUCGCUCCUCGUCUGCCGCCGACCUGCUCAGAGAGGCCUUAGCAUCCGCUAGGCUAGUCAGCCGGCAGUCGAGCGGAAGGGACAAAAGCAGGAGCACUAAAACCGGAUGCCAAAUAAACAGGACGCAGGAGGAGGAGGAGGAGGGAGGAGAGCUGACCCCCGCCUUGCUUCCCAACGCCUCCCCCAACGAGGUGGUCAGCGACUGGCUCCGGAGCAUCCCGACCGACGGCUGCCUGUCUGUGGACAGGGAGGAGAUGGGCGACAGGGGAGGAGAGGAGGAGGAGGAAGAAACUUCCACGAGAGAAAAAGAAAGUCCUGAAGAUCAGAAGGUCAAUGAGGUUGCAGAGACCCCAGAAAAAGGGGUUGAAGUAGAGGAGGAAGAGGAUGAGAAAAUGCAAGGGGACGAGGAAGCAGAGCAAGACAAAGAAGAAGUGUCUGACUCAGGACUGACCCACGCUGUGGAUGAGGUCACAUCCUCCGAUCACAAGGCUAUGUUCCAACACAGCGUCUCGAUGUCCAGGAACUGUAACUCCUCCGUUGCGGUGAUGAAGGUGCUGCUAAGCCCCAGCCUAGGAAGAUCUAACAGCCUACCGGAGGUAUCUCCGGUGUACGGCCGCAAGCUGAGCACCUCGGCCAAGGGUCUGCUGGACUGCUUGGCCCAGCUGCAGCUGAUCCAGCCCCUGGUACCCGACCCGGCCUGCGAGGUGCACAAGGACCACCGGGAGCGCUACAAUGAAGUCAUGAGCAUCCUCCAGUCCCUGUGGCUCACCGAGCCCAGGGACCUGCCAAAGGACCAGAUCACCCCUUCGCGGUCCUCCUCCGGCGUAGAGGUGGGGAGCGGCUCGGGGGAAUCGGGCAAGGACAACAAUGUCGGAGGAAGAGGAGCUGAAGGUCUGGCGAAGGAUGCAGCGGAAUCUGUGCUCGGGGAAGAGGAGGCUGAUGCAGGGGAAGGAGAACAUGAUGCAGAGGGUGAAGGGACCGUUGGGACCCCAACGCCCCGGGAAACAUCCCAGAGGCCCGAAGCGGAGGCUGCCGAGAGCCCCUCGUCCAGCAAGGACGAUGGGCCCGAGGACGCCACCACUGACCCCACGCCCCCCUCCUCAUCGGACAAGUCCAGCUUGGCGGUGGGCGGCUCCAAGUCCCCGACGGACAACGAGCAUGAGACAGCGGCUGAGAGCUCCGGAUCGGGCACACAGCGCACGGCGCCGCCCCCGGUGCUUGCUGAACGCGCCACGGCCGCGGACCCGGACCCCACCUGGGCGCUGCACCUGCUCCGGAAGCUGGAGAAGCAGUUCAUGAGCCACUACAUGGCGGCCAUGGUGGAGUUCAAGGCGCGCUGGGACCUGGAGGACAACGUGCUGCUGGACACCAUGAUCGCAGAGCUCCGCGACGAGGUGGGCCGGCGCAUCCAGAGCAGCGUGGGCCGCGAGCUGAAAAAGAUCCAGGGCCGGGCCGGGCGGGGCGGGCGGACCCCCAGGCCCCCGGUAGGGACCCUCUCCCGAGAGUCCACAAUGACGGAGAGGAGGAGGCAGAUGUUGAAGGUCAUGAAGAACCAGCCGAAGACGGCCGACUCCCUCAGCGACGGUGAGAAGUUCAGUGACGAGCGCAGUGACGACGAGUACUGCCCGUGCGACGCAUGCGUGCGCAAGAAGCUGGCCGCGCGGCCGGCCAGGACCCCGCCCACGCCAGCCACGCCCGCGCCACUCAGGAUGGACUUUGACCUCCGCAAGAUCCUCCAGCUGAGGAGGGACCCAGAAACCGAUGCCCUGGCCCCCAGGGCCAUGCCCUCACCCUUGCAGGGGCACCCUUCAGUGGGCGACAGCGACGGUGCCGGGGCACUGGAGCUGGAGGGGGAGGACAACAACCUGGAGGUUGUCCAGGAGGAGGAGGAGGAGAAAGAGGAGGAGCUGAAGAUGGAGAUGGAGACGGAGAUGGUAGAGACGAUUCCUGAGGAAGAAGAAGAAGAGGAGGAGUUGGAGGCAGAGGAGGAGGAAACAGGAAAAGGAGGAGAGGGAGAGAAUGAAAUAGGGGCUGUCGACGAUGAAGGUGAUGGGGCUUGGGAAGGAAACGCUGUACAGGGGACAGGAAGUACAGGAGGAGGGGAAGUUGAGGAGGAUGAACAGCAGGCGGGCGAGUGUGGUGGCCAGUGCCAGGGGGACGUAGAGGAGAAGGAAGAAGGAGAGGAGGAGAGGGUAGAAGCAGAGGAGGAGAAGGUAGAGCAGGAGGAGAGCGAAGAGGCAGAGAAGGUGGAGGAGGAGAGGGUCGAGGCGGAGGAGGUAGAAGAGGUAAGAGAUGGGGAGGAGGGGGAGGACGGAGGCGAGGUAACGAAACCUGAUGAAGGCGAUGAGAGUGGAAAAACAUCAGAGCAACAGGAAGGAGACGAUGAAGAGGAAAAUGAAGAGGAGGAGGAGGAAGAAAUCUGCCAAGAGUGCAUGGUCUCCGACUCCAAGCCCGAGGAGGAAGCAGAGAUGACAGAGAAGAAGGAGAGCAGGGAGGGAGAGGAAGAGGAGGAGGCAUCAGAGGAAGUGACGUCAGAUGAAGUGGUGGCGAGUGGCGAGGAGCCCACCACCGUGGAGGAGGAGCAGCAGCUCAUUGGAGUAGCCCAGGAGGAAGGUGACGAUGAGGGCAGAGAAGAUUCCCCUGUUGAGGUCAACACGGAAGAGGAGAAGGAAGGAGGAGAGGAGGAAGAGUCGGCGCGAGCAGUGACUCCGACGGUGUGCGUGAUGAUGGGAGAGGAGGCGGAUGGCGAGGACUUGGGCGGUAAGACGAGGCAGCCAGAGAGCAACGAUGCGUCGGAAGCGGGCGGAGCAAACGACAUUAGUGAUGCAGAGAAGGAGGAGGAGAAGGAGGCGGGGGCAAUCCAGCGCCUCCCCCAGCAAGUCACCCGCAGCUCGGUGGAGUCCCAGCCGGGCUCCAUGGAGGACCUUGUCUCCCCUCCUCCCGCCUCCUCCACCCACACCGGCCCCAAGCCGGUCGCAGCCCCAAAGCCGAUUGUGGCCCCCAAGCCGGUCGUGGCCCCCAAGCCACGGCCCCCCGACGGAGUGUCCGGGGGUGUGGGGGUCAGCGGCCGCGGCCAAAGGAGAAGCCGCUCCCCGGCACGGGUCAAGCGAAGCAAGCCGAGGGAGGGCGACGUGGAGCUGGACGACCUCUAGACCCGGACCCCCUCAAAUCCCCUCAGACCCCCAGCCCCACCACCACCCCCUCCCAGAACCGCCCCCCCUCCCCUGCCGAGGAAAAUUCUGACCUGUAGGAGAUGUUUAGGGCCAACAAACUGAUCAGCCCUGACUCCCCCGAACCCCUCUCCUGAAGAAAUACUUCAACAAACACUGAAAGCACUUAAUCCCCGCAGAAGGAGCCCGUCCAGAGACUGGGUGUGGGCUCACAGAUGAUACACUCUUGAGACGUUGGCUCAGUGAUUCUUGGGGAUUACUGCAGCGACCACGGUUGUUCAGAAGGGUGAAGCUGAAACACUUGAAAUCCUAAUUUAUUCACACGAUAGAUUCAUUGUCAUAUUCAUAUAGCAAAUGGCAAAGGCCUACUAUACUUUUAUUUGUAUAUUUUAGAAGAAAAUCGUAUUCUAACACCAAUAUUUUCAAGAUGUGAGUCUACUUCUUACAGCCUACUGGUGCUUUGGACAAUGACAGAAGAAAAGAUUGGGUGUUUAUUAUUAAAUAUGUACAUUACUCGGUCUACCUUGUGCGUCAAACUGUUUAACAGAAUCGUGUUUUUUGUUUGUUCUGGCCAGUCCGUCUACAGGGUGUGAAUGUAUCUACAGGGUGUGAAUGUAUCACUUUGCCAUAAACAGACUUUCCUCAAGGGAACCAAAGGUGCUAGCAUUUACCGCUGAGGAAAAGUUGGAGGAAAGUCUUUGUAACUGAGCAUCACUUGGGUAUUUGCUGUAUUUUGUGUGCAGUUUGUCCUGAUAACGUUAAUAACGCUCUUGGAACUGAAACAUACUUUGAAACCAGAUCAUUACAACUGCCACAAACUUUGCACAUUCCCCAGAGAAACAAAUUCCCUUAAUGUGCUCUAUUACAGAUUUCUAUAGCCUACAGAUAACGAUUCAAUGAGUUGUACUUUGGUAUCAAACACAGUUACUUAAAAUAGCACCGUCUUCACAUAGUUGCCCAAAUUAGUUUGCGUGUGUGACUGGACUGUUUAUCCUGUGUGCAGCGCGGGUGGGAACCGUUUUCUGUGAGGGCAAGAGCCUCGACGUCUCCGGGGUUAGGAGAGCGUGUGA